Messenger RNA from Gilbertella persicaria, 594 nucleotides. RefSeq lists its product as uncharacterized. The coding region runs from base 1 to 594 and encodes 197 amino acids. Gene Ontology annotation, cellular component: plasma membrane. The transcript has 5 exons. NCBI's taxonomy places the organism in Eukaryota, Fungi, Mucoromycota, Mucoromycetes, Mucorales, Choanephoraceae. The record is from RefSeq and is a predicted model, not a curated record.
AUGUCAAGCACACCACAUAAUGAUGUUACACAAGAUCAAUACAUCAAAGAACAUCAUCAAGAGAACGAUAUUGAAUUAGGUCCUCAAUUAACUCGGGUGUCGACUAAAGAGUCUGUCAAAAAGGCAGUCAACUUUACUUUCAAUGGACCCGUAUUUGCUGGUCUAUUGUUAGUGCUAGCUGGUGCAGCUAUUGCAUUUCAAGCUGGUUGUAAUGCUACUUUAAAUCACUACGGUGGAAGAGCAUUUUCUUCAGUGAUCUCAUUUGCUGUAGGUGCUACUUGCUGUCUUUUGUUCUUUUUGAUAGAUAGUACUGUAGGAAAAACGCCUUUGCCAAAUGCAAAGAUUAAAACUGCACCUUGGUAUGCUUGGUUAGGUGGUGUUUUUGGUGCGUAUUAUGUCAUUAUCAAUAUAUUGACAGUCCCAAGAUUAGGUGCUGCGACUGUGUUGAGUAUUUUUGUUUGUGCACAGAUUAUUAUGGCGUGUAUUAUUGAUCAUUUCGCUCUUGUUGGUGUAGCAAGACGAAGGUUCACUAUCUGGAGAAUCUUGGCUUCAUUAGGACUGGUUGGUUGUGUGGUAGUGAUAGCUAAAUUCUAA